AUCAGUGUCAGGGCGACUUUGAGUGAAAAUGGUGGGUUCUGGGAAAUUCGGGCCGCUCGUGGGGGCAAUUGACGAGGGCACCUCGUCGGCCAGAGUGUUGCUGUUCAAGGUGGAGACGUCUGAGGUGGUGUGCUUCCACCAGAAGGAGAUCCGGCAGAUUUACCCGCAGGAAGGAUGGGUGGAGCAGGACCCGAUGGAGAUCCUGACCGCUGUGCGGGAGUGUCUGGAGGAGACGGUGAGGAAGCUGACAGAGCUGGGUGGCUGCAAGGAGGACAUCGUGGCGCUGGGCGUGACCAAUCAGCGCGAGACGACAGUGGUGUGGAACAGGAAGGACGGACGUCCUCUGCACAAUGCCAUCGUGUGGCUGGACAUGCGGACGUCUGCCACGGUGGACGAGUUGCUGGACAAGGUGCCGAACAAGACGAGAAACAAGAAUUACUUGAAGCCACUCUGCGGCUUGCCCUUGUCGCCGUACUUCAGCGCCGUGAAGCUUCGCUGGCUGAUUGAGCAUGUGGCCAGAGUCCGGGAGGCUGUCAAGGCGGGCAACUGCCUCUUCGGCACCAUCGACACGUGGCUCCUGUGGAACCUCACCGGCGGCGCUCAAGGAGGACAGCAUGUCACUGACGUGACGAACGCCUCGCGCACGAUGCUGAUGAACAUCGAGACUCUGCGCUGGGAUGCAAAGCUGUGCAGCUUCUUUGAGAUCCCCUCGGAGCUCCUGCCCGAGAUCCGGAGCAGUUGCGAGAUUUACGGACGCAUGGCGAGUGGUGUGCUUCAGGGAGUGCCUCUGUCGGGAUGUCUGGGCGAUCAGCAGAGCGCUCUGGUGGGACAGCAGUGCCUGGAACGUGGCCAGGCCAAGGCGACGUACGGCACGGGAUGCUUUCUGCUGUACAACACAGGAACGGUGUUUGUGGAUUCCACUCACGGACUGCUCACGACUGUCGCCUAUCAGAUUGGGAAGGACGCAGCGCCAGUUUACGCCCUCGAGGGCUCCGUGGCCAUCGCUGGAGCCGCUCUGGGCUGGCUCCGGGACAACAUGGGCAUGAUUUCCAGCGCCAAGGACUCCGAACCGCUGGCCAAGAGUGUGGACAACACCGGAGAUGUUUACUUCGUGCCGGCAUUCAGCGGAUUGUACGCUCCGUAUUGGAAUCAGGAGGCGCGUGGCGUGAUCUGUGGCAUCACGGAAGACACCCAGCAGAGCCACAUUGUCCGCGCGACACUGGAGGCUGUCUGCUUCCAGGUGCGCGACAUCCUGGGCGCCAUGAACAGCGACUGUGGCAUUCCGCUGCAGAAGCUGCGCGUGGACGGCGGCAUGACGGAGAAUCGGCUGCUGAUGCAGCUCCAGUCCGACCUCAUCGGCCUGGAGAUCAUCAAGCCACGCAUGGCGGAGACCACGGCUCUGGGCGCCGCGAUGAUGGCCGCGUGCGCCGUGGGGAAGUGGGACGUGAAGACCAUCGAGGUGCCGAUGGAGAGCAUCCGCUACGAGCCGAAGAUCGGCGUGGAUGAGCGCGACAUGCGCUACUCCAAGUGGAAGAUGGCCGUGGAGCGAUCCUUCGGCUGGGACAUUUGACCCUCAGCCGGUCACGCUCACCAGUCCGAGGACUGGUGAUCUCUUGGGAGAGUGCAAAGAGCCUAAAACUUAAUGUCCUUCGUUAAUUAUAUUCACUUCAUUCCUCUACAAAAUUCAGCCUUUCCACACCCGGACAGUUCCCGGUCCCAAAAUCGACCAACACACUAAUAUUAGGAUUACAAGGAAUCGGGACUCUUCAACAUUCUCACCGGGAACUGUCAAGCACAAUUCCACGGACAAAGUGUAUCACUAAAUCUUGUAAAAAAUGCCUUUUUAAAAACAUUUACAAUAAAUGAACGAAAUUUACACGAUA
Phlebotomus argentipes is the source of this 1883-nucleotide messenger RNA. RefSeq names its product glycerol kinase (gene Gk1). Lineage: Eukaryota; Metazoa; Arthropoda; Insecta; Diptera; Psychodidae. Gene Ontology annotation, molecular function: glycerol kinase activity. Bases 29 to 1570 code for a protein of 513 amino acids. The transcript is spliced from 2 exons. Gene Ontology annotation, cellular component: mitochondrion. The record is from RefSeq and is a predicted model, not a curated record. Gene Ontology annotation, biological process: glycerol metabolic process; triglyceride metabolic process; glycerol-3-phosphate biosynthetic process.